Molecule: messenger RNA, 1192 nt
Organism: Alexandromys fortis (reed vole)
Lineage: Eukaryota; Metazoa; Chordata; Mammalia; Rodentia; Cricetidae
Gene: Ralb
Product: RAS like proto-oncogene B
Exons: 5
Coding region: 199-819 (206 amino acids)
Biological process (GO): Ras protein signal transduction
Cellular component (GO): plasma membrane
Molecular function (GO): GTPase activity; GTP binding; GDP binding
Source: RefSeq, a predicted model, not a curated record
ACAGCGGGAACGCGCUCCGGGGGGUGGGGACGCGAGCUCACGACUGCUCAAUGACAAAUCGACUGGGUACUGCUGGGGGGCGGGGCGCGCGUGAGAGCGGCGAGUCAGGUUGUGUGUGCGGCCGGAGCAGCGGUGGGACGGGUUCCCCAGCUCUCAUCUGGGCCAUCUGUCCGUGUGUCACCACCCCAGACCAGCAGGAUGGCUGCCAACAAGGCCAAGAGCCAGGGCUCCCUGGCUCUUCACAAAGUCAUCAUGGUUGGCAGUGGAGGGGUCGGCAAGUCAGCCCUGACGCUUCAGUUCAUGUACGACGAGUUUGUAGAAGACUAUGAGCCCACCAAAGCUGACAGUUACAGGAAGAAGGUGGUCCUCGAUGGAGAAGAGGUCCAGAUAGACAUUCUGGACACAGCCGGCCAGGAGGACUACGCGGCCAUCCGAGACAACUACUUCCGCAGCGGAGAAGGCUUUCUGCUUGUGUUCUCCAUCACCGAGCACGAGUCCUUCACUGCCACGGCCGAGUUCAGGGAACAGAUCCUCCGAGUCAAGGCCGAGGAGGAUAAAAUCCCCCUGUUGGUCGUGGGCAACAAGUCUGACCUGGAGGAGCGGAGGCAAGUGCCUGUGGAUGAGGCCCGGGGCAAAGCCGAGGAGUGGGGUGUGCAAUAUGUGGAGACAUCAGCCAAGACCCGUGCCAAUGUGGACAAGGUGUUCUUUGAUCUGAUGAGAGAAAUCCGAGCAAAGAAGAUGUCGGAGAACAAGGACAAGAACGGCAGGAAGAGCAGCAAGAGCAAGAAGAGUUUCAAAGAGCGUUGCUGCUUGCUGUGAGCUGGGCGCCCGCGGCGGAGCGCAGAGUGGACCGCGCUGCACGCCAGAGGCUGUCCCCGGUCUGGCUUCCUCCAGUUUGGCUUCGCUCUCCACAGCCGCAUUCACGGUCACUUCUUUAAAUGGGACAGAUAUCUGUGCAUCGGUGGCUGGCAGAAGAAAGACACCUUUGUGUGGUAGAUCUGUUAACAUCAGCAGGAGCUCCGAGGACCUGCCCCCCCCAACCAUGACAGGCACCAUCUCUAGGGACAUAGUGCUGGAGAUCCCAGACAGCUGAGUUGGGAUGACGAGGAAGCAUACUGUCACAGCAUCUUCUUCUCCUGCUGUUUAGGACACAACCAUCUUUUGUUUGAAAAUUAAAAUGCCUCAUUUUGGA